UAAGGGAGGCAGGGGAGAUGGGAAAGGGAUGGGGAACGGUGGGGCAGCAUGAUGGGUGCGGGAUUGGGACAGUGCAAUGGCCGUGGGAUGGGACUGAGUGUUGGGCAUGCCGUGGGCACAGUGUGGUGGGCUUGUGUUGGGCACGGCACAAAGGCCGUGAUGAGGACACUGACGGGCUACAGCGGUGGCAAGCACAGAGCCACCAGGAGGCAGCUGAUGGCUCGAGAGAGGCUCAAGAGCGGACAGGGAGGGAGGACACGCGGCAGGGAUGGACCCCAGGCACUAUCAGGGCAAUGGUCUUGCUCAGGCAUCCAUGGCCCAUCACCCCAGGGAGCUGCCAGAUCCCGUUUCCACAGAUGGGAGAGCAAGCAUUUGCCAGUGUUCCCUGCCUUCUCCUUUGAGUUUUUGAGAUGUGGGCCACCCCAGGAGGUACAGAAAAGUUCCUCGAUGUGAGGGUGCAAGGCUGAUGCAGCCCCUGGCCCCAGCAGGGCCAUUCAUCCCAUCCCUGCCCACUGCCCCUGCCCAAGCACUCGAAGAAAAGCGCCACUGCCAGACCAGUCGCCUCCUGCUCCUGGGAGAGUUUCAGUUUGGGACAAGGAAAGAAAAUAGCAAAUGGUCCCUGAUGUAGCUCUGCUAUCAGCACCCAAACACCGCUGUCCAAACGCUGGCCGGACCCAGCUCAGCUCCGAGCACAAUUUGUCACCAGAGGCCCUCCCUGCCCCUCUCCAUCUGUGGCAGCCGGUGAGCAGGAGGGGGCACGGGGCCAGCACGGCUCUCAUUACCUUCCCCAUUUGCUCCUCAUUUGGGCCAGUAGUCUUACAACAACAAACCCCGUGGAGGACAAGCAGGGCCAGGAAGAGUAAACCAAAAGUUCAGGCUGGCUCUGAGGAGUGGGGAGCUCAACCUGCUGGUGUUUCACUGCCCCUCGAACCCCAAUACAGGCAGCACAGCCCAGAGUGGACACAUGGAUGGUGGCACAGUCACCUGCCAGCCACUAAGGCCGUUCAGAAGGAUGACAGCAAGCCUCAAACCUGAACCCGUUAGGUGAACCUACCCCAAUAAUUCACAGACAACCAGCAAAGCGAGGCAUCCCACCUCCCCAGACCUUCCCGACACCCAAAGGGUUUAAUUCUGAUCUGCAAUAAGCCUCUGACCCAGGAGAUUUGCAGGUGGAUUGUGCAAAGCUGUAGCUGAACAACUGCAGCCCCUGAUCCCCUGGGCUGGGGCCCUGGCUGCUCACCCUGCCCCGAGCCUCCAGUCCUGAGUGACCCCCGGCUGCAGCCACCCUGGGCCCCACCCUGCACCUCCAGCCCCCUCCGUAAGUACCACAGGGCUCCCUCCCUCGCCUUUCUGCACCCUGAGCACCCCGAGCACCCCGAGCACCCCGAGCACCCCAGGUGUUUCUUUUCCAGCAGCUGAGACACUGUGGGAGGUCUUGGUUAGAGCACAGGAGAGGAGACGGAAGGCUGGGAAACUUUGGUGCCAAGCAUUUGAGGUGGCAGCGGGGGGAACAGGAGCAGGGGGAGGCCCUGGGUGGUGGCAGCACGCUCAGCCAGGAGCGUUCCCAGGGAGAGGGAGGCCACUGGCCGCGGUGCCAGGGCUCAGCCCGGUUUCGCAAGGCACCACAGAAGGAGGAAUUUUUAAACAAAGCAGAGGGAAAACAAACCAACCCUCUCCACCACCUCUGCCAACCCCCCCGUCAGUGUACAGGGCUGUGGGCAGAAGGUGGCACUGACACAAAAUCCCAGCAUGAGCUGCGCCCCGAACUGCUCACCCCUCCACAGGACAGGUCACUCUGCUCGGCUGGCGAAGCAUCCCAAAGGAGAUGCCAGCCCGAUGUAAUUCUGCCCUCUGUGGGCCUCCAGGCUCUCCUGGGGAUGCAGGAGUCACUGUCACACGCAUCCCUCUCCAUCCUUGUCCCCAGCAGCACAGAAAGGCUGAUAUCCAUGGUUCAAUCUCAGGUGGCCGUGUCCCUUUGUCCCAGAGGAGCCUCGGCAGCUCGGGGUGGGUCGUGGGUGACUGCAGAUGCCUUGGGUGAGCCCCACGCAGAUGGGUAUGAGGUGCCAUCCCCUUUGCUCAGCCGGGGGAGCUUUGGGUUUACCACCUGAAGUCACCUCCAGCGGGUCCCAAAUAAGAUGGUGCAGCCAUAGCUUUUCGGCUUCCUCAGCUCGAGGCAUCACAGAAGACAAGGUACCUCGAGGAAGGCAGUGGGCACUUUUCCCCACAGCAGCAGCCGGCUCUCCAUCCUGCCCGCGGCGUCAGUGCAGGGGAGGGCUUUGGCGUCCUUCCUGGGCAGCGCUGCUCUGCCUCUGGAGCCUGGCUGGGGAGAUAGCGGAGGUGAAAGGGCGCCUGGCGCUCCUCCACGGGCUUGGGUCAAUCGUUAAUCGGGGAGGGAUUGCUUUCCACUCCCGCAGGUAACCUCCCCGCGGCUCCCACCCCGCACAAAACCAGCACCCCCGGCAGCGGGGUGGAGCUGCAGCGCUGCGAGCGGAGCCUCUCGCAGGGCCAUGGGAACGUGAGCACACGGGAGGGACCUGGGCGACAAGCCGCGAGCCUUGGCUAGGCGACAGAGGUGACAGCCAGCCCCCACCAUGGUGUCCAUGGGGCUCCAGCUGCUGGGCUACACCGUGGCCUUCCUGGGCUACAUCGGCACGCUGACGGCCACGCUGCUGCCCAGCUGGAAGACCAGCUCCUACAUCGGCUCCAGCAUCGUGACAGCCAUCAGCUUCACCAAGGGGCUGUGGAUGGAGUGCGCCACGUACAGCACGGGCAUCACCCAGUGCGACAUCUACAGCUCCCUGCUCAACCUGCCCGCCGACAUCCAGGCGGCCCAAGCCCUCAUGGUGAGCUCCUGCGCCGUGUCCUCCCUCGCCUGCCUGCUCUCUGUCGUGGGCAUGAGGUGCACCGUCUUCAGCCAGGGCUCGCCGGGCAAGGACCGGCUGGCGGUGGCGGGCGGCGCUGUCUUCGUCCUCGGGGGGCUGCUCUGCUUCAUCCCGCUGGUGUGGAACAUCCACGUGGUGCUGCGGGAUUUCCACAACCCCGUCAUCCCCGACAGCAUGAAGUUCGAGCUCGGGGAGGCUCUUUACCUCGGCAUCAUCUCCUCCCUGCUCUCCCUCGUCGGCGGCUUCAUCCUCUGCACCUCCUGCCCUGCCCGGGACACCACGACCGCCUACUCCAGCGCCUACCAGCCCCAGCUGCUGGCGAGCAAGAGCCCCCAGCCCUCUGUCAGCCAGGUGCAGAAGACCAAGAGUGAAGUCAAUUCCUACAACCUGACAGGAUACGUGUAGUGGCUGCAGGGGGGAACCAGGCUGGCGCCUCUCCCGGCUCCCCAGAGCGUCCGGGCUGGCACCAAGGGAACGCGGUAAGAGCAGAGGGCACGGCGGCAUCGCCCGUGCUCAGCCCUCUCAUGUGCUUGGGGGGGUUGACCCCGCUCUCUCCCCGGGAUUCUGAGAGCCUUGUGACUGCUUGGAGAUCCCAGCUGGUGGCUUACGCUGAUGACAGACUCUGAAUCCGGCUUCUGUUCUUUACUCCGUGCUGCCAGCUCGCAGGCAGCUCCUGGCACGGCGGGACCCCAGCCUGCAGCCCCAAUGAACCUGCCUGGAAAGGGGAGUGGGCUUGUGGCCCCAGGGAGCGGCCCGCUGGCCAUGGAGGCAUCACAGCAGGGUCAAGGGCAUGUGCGUGGGUCUGCAGUCGCUGCUGGGGGCGGUUGAGUGCUGGUUGCAAACCGAUGUCGCAAUAAAUACGUCUUUCUAGCCA
Messenger RNA from Vidua chalybeata, 3756 nucleotides. It is a transcript of the gene CLDN2, whose product is annotated as claudin 2. The transcript has a single exon. NCBI's taxonomy places the organism in Eukaryota, Metazoa, Chordata, Aves, Passeriformes, Viduidae. Gene Ontology annotation, biological process: calcium-independent cell-cell adhesion; bicellular tight junction assembly. The record is from RefSeq and is a predicted model, not a curated record. Gene Ontology annotation, cellular component: bicellular tight junction; plasma membrane. The coding region runs from base 2592 to 3287 and encodes 231 amino acids. Gene Ontology annotation, molecular function: structural molecule activity.